AUGUCUCAAAUCACCAGGACCGACAGUACUGAAGUGUCAUGCGAAUAUCGACAUGCCGCCCACAACAACGACGGCCACGGCGACGGCGACAGCCAAGGCAUGUUGAACUCAUACAUCUACACCACCAGCACCACCGUCUUAGACUUUAUCCUCCUUGGGAGACGCAGCACGCGAUCCUACUCACGUUCACACGCACGCAUACUCGAUGCGAUGAUGACAAUGCAACCACAACACCUACGACAACACUCACGACCACUUGACAACGACACCAACGACACCAACAGACACCAGAUCGGACGAUGCACCAACGUCUCGGAACUCAUGACUUUCAUGGAUCGAAUCACGGACGCCAAAAUCGUCAGAGAGGCAAUCGUCUUUCGUCCCUUGCUUGUCGACAGGGACUAUUGA
Molecule: messenger RNA, 408 nt
Organism: Exophiala oligosperma
Lineage: Eukaryota; Fungi; Ascomycota; Eurotiomycetes; Chaetothyriales; Herpotrichiellaceae
Exons: 2
Coding region: 1-408 (135 amino acids)
Source: RefSeq, a predicted model, not a curated record